AUGCCGCACGCUCCCAAGAAACCCAACCAGGGUGGAAGACGCAGCAAGAAGCCUCGGACGGAGAAGAACAACAAGAGCAGUGGCCAUGACGAGGUUCUCCAAACCGACAUCGACCAACUUUUGCGCAAGAACAAGCCGGAGACUGGAGUCGCUGCCGACUCUGCAGCGGAGACAGCGCAACCGACGCUCCCAGAAGCCUUCACCGAGAUCGAAGUGACCGUCGCAGAGCUGUCAUCUACGGGUGACGGUCUUGCCUUGUCGGAGAAUGCCGACCAUGUCUACGUUGUGCCUUUCUCCGUGCCCGGCGACAAGGUACUGGUGAAGGUGGUGCGACACUUCGAGUCUCAGUCCUACAGCUUGACGGACUUUGUCAAGGUCAUUGAACCGGGUCCCACGCGCGACGAUUCCCUUAUUGGAUGCCAAUAUUUCGGCAAAUGUUCCGGCUGUCAGCUCCAGAUGAUGUCGUACGAGGACCAGCUGGCCCACAAGAAGCGCAUCGUGGAGAAGGCGUACGCCAACUUCUCCGGCCUCAUCCCGGAGUUGAUCCCCGCCAUUGGCGAGACGUUCCCCUCUCCUCUGCGCUAUGGAUAUCGCACAAAGCUCACACCGCAUUUCGCUGCUCCUGCCGGAAACUCGAGGCGACAGAAGGGACCCGGACAACCUCACACCGAAGUGCCGCCGAUCGGCUUCACCUACAAGAACCGACGCCUGGAUCUCGACAUCGAGGAUUGCCCGCUGGGAACCGACAUCGUUCGCAAGGGUCUCAAGAGCGAGAGGAAGAGGGUCGCGGACAACAUUGGACACUAUACUAAAGGCGCAACGCUCCUAAUGCGCGAGUCGACUACUCGCAUCCCCAAGGACCAAGCCGACACCGCAGCCGAACCCAGCGCCGAAGAAAAGAACCAAAGCGACAAAGAUUCGGGAGACGUGAUCCGCGUGGAGCACGACGACUACAUCGAGGAGAAGCGCUGCGUGACAGACAACAACGCGACCUCGAUCGAGUACGUCGACGACUAUAUGUUCACCAACAAAGCCGGCGCCUUCUUCCAAAACAACAACUCCAUCCUCUCCGGCUUCACCGACUACAUCCGCCAACAAUCCCUGCCCCCUCACACCCAAGACGCCUCCAAACCCCUCAAAUACCUCCUCGACGCUUACUCCGGCUCCGGCCUCUUCACCAUCACCCUCUCCACCAUCUUCAAAUCCAGCCUGGGCGUCGACGUCGCCGGCGACUCCAUCGCCUCUGCCCGCGAUAACGCCCGCGCCAACAACCUCCCCAACACCGGUUUCGCCGCCGCCGACGCCGCCACCCUCUUCAAAGACGUCCCCUACCCUCCCGACCAGACCCUCCUUGUCAUCGAUCCCCCGCGCAAGGGCUGCAGCGAAGACUUCCUGCGCCAGUUCCUCGCCUUCGGUCCCCGGCGCGUCGUCUACGUUAGUUGUAACGUGCACACCCAGGCUCGUGACGUCGCGGUCAUGGUGCAGGGCGACGACGCGAAGAAGGUCCGCUACGAGAUUGAGAGUAUCCGCGGAUUCGACUUUUUCCCGCAGACGGGUCACGUCGAGGGUGUGGCUAUUCUGAAUAAGGUGGAUAUGUAA
Messenger RNA from Aspergillus melleus, 1599 nucleotides. RefSeq names its product tRNA (uracil(54)-C(5))-methyltransferase (gene TRM2). Gene Ontology annotation, biological process: tRNA processing. Gene Ontology annotation, molecular function: tRNA (uracil(54)-C5)-methyltransferase activity, S-adenosyl methionine-dependent. The record is from RefSeq and is a predicted model, not a curated record. The transcript has a single exon. Bases 1 to 1599 code for a protein of 532 amino acids. Lineage: Eukaryota; Fungi; Ascomycota; Eurotiomycetes; Eurotiales; Aspergillaceae.